GAUAUCACAUUUAGUUUAACGAUCAAACCGUUCAAACAACUAAUCAAAAUGAAAUUCAUUGUUGUUGCUUUGGCUUUGGUAGCCUGUGUUGUGGCUGAUGUUUCGGAGUUGGGUUAUGAUUAUCAUGCUCCCGCUCCUGUUGAACAUCACCAACAUCAUCAUGAACACCAUGAACAUGUUAUGAGUUUUGUUCCUGAAGUACCACAUAACACUUACAUUCCACCAGCUGCUCAUGCCCCAGCCCCUGCUCCUGAAUAUCACCCAGCUCCUGCCCCUGCUCCCGUCCCAGAAUACCAUCCCGCUCCUGCUCCCCAAAACACUUACAUUCCCCCUGCUGCCCCAGCUCCAGUACCAGAAUACCAUCCUGCCCCAGCUCCUGCUCCAGUUCCAGAAUACCAUCCUGCUCCUGUAGCUCCCCACAACGAUUACCUUCCCCCUUCUGGUCCAGUUGAAUCCUCAGCUGAUUUCGGUAAUGAUGGCUACCGUUACAAGUCUGUACGUCGUGUUGUCUACCGUCGUCGUUUCUAAACUGUUGUUUAAA
Molecule: messenger RNA, 541 nt
Organism: Lucilia sericata (common green bottle fly)
Lineage: Eukaryota; Metazoa; Arthropoda; Insecta; Diptera; Calliphoridae
Product: vegetative cell wall protein gp1-like
Exons: 2
Coding region: 49-528 (159 amino acids)
Source: RefSeq, a predicted model, not a curated record